Messenger RNA from Tuber aestivum (summer truffle), 1744 nucleotides. Lineage: Eukaryota; Fungi; Ascomycota; Pezizomycetes; Pezizales; Tuberaceae. The record is from the annotation of a GenBank genome assembly.
GAGCGCCGAUACAAAACAUACUCCCCCCCGUAUCCUGGUACAUCUUGCCUGUAACGGGUACAGUACCAGUAGACACCAACUCAUGAUCAACCCCUUGCCUUUUCGCUUAAAAAGCUGGCGUGGGUGCCAUCGUAGACUACCCACCGGUGCAAACCUAAGACCUCUCAACGUCCUCAUCAUCCCUUGAUUCUCUCCCUUCCUUCAAUUCUUUAGCCCGCUCUGCUCUCCCUCUCUUCUUCAUUCUCCCCCCUACCAUCCCGCUUCCCUCAUUUCUCCACUCCACUUACGCGAGAACAUCCACGCAUAGGAGUAGGUUUCUCCCUACUUUCUUUCCGGCGAUUUUGUCCCUGAUAAGCUGAUUAAGUUAAUCGAGCUAGUUAUAACAAAAAAAAAAGAAUGUCGAACGAGAGCACCACUCCGGCGGCCCUGGCCGAACUACACACUCGCAUCAUUCCGGUACUCGAGGAAUCCACUGCCCCUACCAAAAUGUGGGGUGUAACGCUCUCUACCGCCAAGGAGGAUUUCCACACAAAGCUCAUUCUCCAAAAAUUCCUCCGUGGGAAUAAGAAUGAUGUUGCUGCCGCCGAGAAGCAAUUCGUUGAGACGAUCAAGUGGCGCAGAGGCUAUUUCGGUGCUGAUGGUAAGGUGAUUGGCACUUGGGAUCAGAAGAAGUUUGCGGGAUUGGGGUGGAUUACGAAGGAGAAGAUUCGGGGUAGUGAUCAGGAGGUGGUUGUUACCUGGAAUAUCUAUGGUGCUGUGAAGAACUUCAAUGAGACAUUUGGGGAUGUUGAUGAGUAUUUUUCCCCCUUGCUAGUCUGGUGAUUGUUGGCAAUUGCUGACUGCCGGUAGAUUCAUCCGUUGGCGCGUCACCCUUAUGGAGCGUACUAUCGAUCUUCUGGAGCUUGGCUCGAUCGAUACUCCUAUUCCCGAGAACGGUCUCGAUCCUUACAAGGCGUUCCAGAUCCACGAUUACCUCCAGGUCUCUUUCCUGCGUAGUCCUCCUGUGAUCAAGGCAGCGUCUAAGAAGGCUAUAGAUCUUUUUCAGAAUUACUACCCAGAGUGCCUGGACAAGAAGUUUUUUGUGAAUGUGCCGCUUCUCAUGGGUUGGAUGUUUACUGCCAUGAAGAUGAUUGUUAAUAAGGACACCUUCAAGAAAUUGUAUAUGCUGAGCUAUGGCACUUCCCUCGCCACUGAGUUGAACUCGGAAACUGUUCCUGAGGAGUAUGGUGGGAAGGGUGUUAAGUUGUUUACCAAAGGGAUGGCAAUUGGCGUGGAUGGUCAACUUAUUCAACCAGGGCCCGAGACUGUUGAGUCUGGCGAAGCUGGUACCAUUGUGGCCACCGAAACGCCGAAGGAAGAGCCAGUGCAGGUAAAGGAGGAAACUGGGGCAUCCAAGGUGCCAGAAGAACCAAAGGCAGCGGAGGAACCUAAGCCAGCGGAGGAGCCCAAGUCAGCAGAGGAACCCAAGCCAGCGGAGGCACCUAAGGCAUGCGAGGAGCCUAAGGAAACAGAAGAACCGAAGGAGAUCGCAAAGACUGGUCAGCCCGAUGAAACCAUAGAGACUAUCGAACCAGGCACUGUCGCAAUCCCUGCUACCCCUACUACCUCUGCCGCCCCUGCCGCCCCCACCUCUUCCCCCGCCGAACCCUCUGUUGACAAUCCCUCCGCUUCCGUCGAGCCCGAGCCCGAGACCGACGUGCCACCCCCCGUCCCAGCCAAAAACAGUGGGGCACCCCAAAAGUGA